AAAUUAAGGAGAAAAAUAGGCAAAAUGAGAUGUUGUUCAUAACAAACAAAAAUUAGGCAAACAGAGAUAGAUAGUAUCAAAUUAUCACAUCAAUCAUAGCAAAAUGGCGCUACCCAAAGCCAAGGAGAUCGUGUCUUCCAACGCCGUCGUCGUUUUCAGCAAAACCUAUUGCCCUUUCUGCGUCGAUGUGAAGAAGCUUUUCGCUAACCUAGGUGUCAAUUACAAGGUUAUUGAGCUUGAUUCUGAAGCUGAUGGAAGUGAUAUCCAAGCAGCAUUAGCCGAGUGGACUGGUCAGCGGUCUGUGCCGAAUGUGUUUAUUGGUGGAAACCACAUUGGUGGCUGUGACUCAACAAAGGCAUUGCACAAUCAAGGGAAGCUGGUGCCUCUGUUGACAUCUGCUGGAGCUGGUGCCCGAUCAACUGCUUGAAGGAGCUCAAUUUCUAUAAUGUAGUUAAAUAAUUGGGUAGAUGUAAUUCACUACCCUAAAACUCAUGUUGAACCUGUGUGAUUUCUCUUUAAACUAGAUUCUCAGAAACAAGUUUAUUUUUAAAUGAAGUAUAGAAUGUUUUUAUUUUUCUUCA
Lotus japonicus is the source of this 581-nucleotide messenger RNA. Its product is annotated as glutaredoxin. Bases 104 to 427 code for a protein of 107 amino acids. Gene Ontology annotation, biological process: cellular response to oxidative stress. Gene Ontology annotation, molecular function: glutathione disulfide oxidoreductase activity. Gene Ontology annotation, cellular component: cytoplasm. The record is from RefSeq and is a predicted model, not a curated record. NCBI's taxonomy places the organism in Eukaryota, Viridiplantae, Streptophyta, Magnoliopsida, Fabales, Fabaceae. The transcript is spliced from 4 exons.